This is a messenger RNA of Leptosia nina, 201 nucleotides long. The record is from the annotation of a GenBank genome assembly. Lineage: Eukaryota; Metazoa; Arthropoda; Insecta; Lepidoptera; Pieridae.
AUGCAUCAGCAAAGGGGUCCCCUACGAACCACUACGCUGUACAAACUUACAACAGAUAAGGGUCUCAAGUACCCCCCAAAAGGGGAACAAUGCCUGCGCGUGCGCAUGUUACGGCGCGGGGCGGGCGCGUCACGCCUUGCGCGCCCGGAAGCACCUCCGGCCGGACGCACAGAUUGUCGAGCCCCUGAUACCUUCCGGUGA